AAAAAUUAAAUAUUAUAAAAAAAAAAAAAGCAAAACAAAAAGACUAUUAUUAUAUUUAUAUUCUCUCUCUACAAAUAGGCCACCUUCCUCUUCUCAACAAUUUUCCCUUUCCUUUCUCUCUCUUACAUUUUCUCUCUCUUCAACCAACGAACCCCGUCCCUUCCAACCAUCCACACCUCUCUUUCUCUCUUCAUUCUUUCACUUUCUCUCUUUCUCUUCAAUGAGAGAUUAGCUCGCAGUGCAGAAGAUGGGCAAGUACAUGAGGAAAGCCAAGGCAGCAAGCGAGGUGGCAGUCAUGGAGGUUUCACAAGCUUCUCUCGGGGUUCGUACUCGAGCAAAGACUCUAGCUUUACAGAGACUUCAGAAGUCUCCGCCCGUCUCCAAGUCCCCAAGGUCACCCUCUUCGGCUACUACUAGUUCAACCUCUUACAUACAGCUCAGGAGUCGCCGUUUAGUCAAGCCGCCGCCGCCGCCGCCUCAGCCGAUUGUCACGACGAGUAGUAAAUUGGGUUUCGUGCGAAACCCUAACAGAGCGAGUUCGAGUCUCGUUCCGCUUUCUUCUGGGUCUCCUGGGUCUGGUGAUGGUGGUGGUGAUGACGUGGCGGAGAAGAAGAAGAAGAAGCAGAAGAAGGAGGAAGAGGAGAUUAAGGAAAUUGUGGGUAACGAUUAUGAUGAUGAUGAUGAUGAUGAACAGGUUCAAGGAAUCGAUAAUGGUGAUUUGGGUAUUGAAGAAGCUUCAUUUGGAGAAAAUGUGUUGGAAUUUGAGGGUAGAGAAAGGAGCACAAGAGAAUCUACUCCUUCGAAUCUGAUAAGGGAUCCAGAUAUAAUCAGAACACCUGGCUCUACUACCAAGCAAACUAACUCAGCCGAAACUACUAACAGGAGAACACAGAACUCGUCUCAGAGACACAUACCAACAGCACAUGAAAUGGAUGAGUUUUUUGCUGGCGCCGAAGUGGAACAGCAAAAACAAUUCAUUGACAAGUACAAUUUCGAUCCUGUGAAUGAAAAACCGCUCCCUGGACGUUACAGUUGGGAGAAAGUAGUUUCCUAGAAGACAUUAAAGCAUGUCCCAUCUGGGCUAUCCUUUCCUGCAUAUUUUGGUUGAAUCUUGAUCUUAGAAGAUUUUAGACUUAGCAGGAACUUAGUUUUUUUUCUCUUUUUUUAGUUGUAAAGGUAGAUGGUAUUAUUUCCAUUUUCCAUCAACCUUUUCUUUUUUCUUUUUUUUACUUGUAAAGAAUUAGGAGUAUCAAAGAUGUUGUAGACUUAGACUAGACUAAUGGUCUGUAACAUAAUACAAAUCACAAGUCCUUUGUCUAACAGAUCAUCUUCAUCAUCAUCAUCAAGAGGGGAAAAUCAAGAAGAAGAAGAAGGAGAAAAAGGGUAUGAAGUUUUUAGUGUUAUUAGGUUUAGUGUUCAGUCAGUUAGGUUCACUAAUGUAUCUGGUACAGAUAAAAAAACAAGACUUUAUUUACUAGAUUUUGAGUUUCUUUUUGUACUGUAUUUAACUCCUCCUCUUCUUUGUCCAUAACUUGUUGUACUAAUGGGAACUUUAGGAAAGAAAAUAAACAUACCCCAUUUCCCCCUCUCUUGACA
Messenger RNA from Cannabis sativa, 1596 nucleotides. Its product is annotated as cyclin-dependent kinase inhibitor 5. The record is from RefSeq and is a predicted model, not a curated record. The transcript is spliced from 3 exons. The coding region runs from base 248 to 1054 and encodes 268 amino acids. Lineage: Eukaryota; Viridiplantae; Streptophyta; Magnoliopsida; Rosales; Cannabaceae. Gene Ontology annotation, biological process: negative regulation of cyclin-dependent protein serine/threonine kinase activity. Gene Ontology annotation, molecular function: cyclin-dependent protein serine/threonine kinase inhibitor activity. Gene Ontology annotation, cellular component: nucleus.